Molecule: messenger RNA, 1568 nt
Organism: Drosophila obscura
Lineage: Eukaryota; Metazoa; Arthropoda; Insecta; Diptera; Drosophilidae
Gene: REG
Product: proteasome activator complex subunit 3
Exons: 3
Coding region: 184-927 (247 amino acids)
Biological process (GO): regulation of G1/S transition of mitotic cell cycle; regulation of proteasomal protein catabolic process; positive regulation of endopeptidase activity
Cellular component (GO): proteasome activator complex; cytoplasm; nucleoplasm
Molecular function (GO): endopeptidase activator activity
Source: RefSeq, a predicted model, not a curated record
AUCUAACAUCCCUAGAGCACGCUGCCGAAUAAAUCCGCAUCAGUGAAAUUCUCGCAUCAGAGUGCCACUAGUUGAGGAAAAUAAAGUCUCAACUGUUUUGUUCACCGACUGUCGCAAUUUUAUCGUCGACGUUGCCGUUUGGUUUUACCUUUUGAAAAUUUCGCAACAGAUACUGUGACCACAAUGCCGAAAGAUACAGUUAUCAAGGUGCAGGAGUAUAAAGACACUCUGAUCCAGAAGGCGGAGCUGCUGAUUACCAAGUGCUUCCCGGAGAAGAUUGUCCAGCUGAACGAGCUGCUUGCAACGCCCAUGUUCAAUGAGCGCGAUUUUGAGGAGGUCCACCAGGAUGUAAACAUUCCUGUCCUGCCGCCGGUGCUAGCCAAAAACCAUGACGAUAGCGGAAACGAUGAUCAUCCGCCGAACAAGCGUGCACGAAACGACGUCAUCGUGGCUGGGUCCCCGAUGCUGGCCCUGCCAAACGGCUCAGUGUCUUGCAACAAGCCGCUCUGCGAGAUGAUAAAAGUCGUCAAGCCGAUCAUCCGUACUCUGGUAGAGCAUUCCAAUCUCUUGAAGAUGUGGAUCUCUUUUAUGAUACCGAAAAUCGAGGACGGAAACAACUUCGGCGUCUCCAUCCAGGAGGAUACCCUCGCCGAAAUCCAGACGGUCGAGUCGGAGGCGGCCGCCUUCUACGACCAGAUCUCGCGAUACUUCCUCUCGCGGGCUAAGGUCGUGUCAAAGGUGGCGAAAUAUCCGCACAUCGAGGACUACCGAAGAGCUGUCGUCGAGCUGGAUGAAAAAGAAUACCUCAGUCUGUGGUUGGUGGUCUGCGAGGUGCGCAACCGCUACUCCUCGCUCCACGACAUAGUCAUUAAGAACUUGGAGAAGCUUAAGAAGCCCCGGUCCUCGAACACCGAGAGCCUCUACUAGUGAUCCUCCAUAAAUACCUACCUUUUUUUUCUCUCCCUUAACCACCCCCACCCUCCCCCUAUCAAUGUAUCCUGCUCCAAGGCGCCCCGGAGCAGGGUCGAGCAAGAAGACCCCUUGAAACGUCCAGCAUAGAGUGACGCUGGCGGACGAGACAGACCGAGAAUCUUUUGGCACGUAUAAAUCAUACUCGAAGCUUUUCCAUUUUGAAUUACAGAUAAAGAAAUAACAACUAUGAUUACACAUAUUCUUAUACAUACAAAUAACAGUAAAAAUAACAGUAAAAGUAACAGUAAAAGUAACAGUAAAAGUAAAAGUGAAGGUAAUAGCAACUAGACAGCAAACAAAAAAGCGGCGAAUGACAUAGGCGAUUGAAUGCGAUGAGGAGUUCAUUUGCAACCAUUUGUAGAAUGUCCAGAGUAACGUGAGAGAAGUAACAUGCAAGAACCUGCAGAUGUAUAGAUUCCAACAAAUGUCUAUAGCUAUACAUACAUGUAAUAAAUAAACCCAAUGUUGCGUUGCCUAUCGCGAUGUAAAGAUACACAAAAAACGAAAACAAGCGAAGAAGCACACAAAUUAUUGUUACACUUGACAAUUUUGUAACAUUCAGUCUGUAAUAAAAACCUAUGUGACUUUUGGCUGAA